Molecule: messenger RNA, 879 nt
Organism: Myzus persicae (green peach aphid)
Lineage: Eukaryota; Metazoa; Arthropoda; Insecta; Hemiptera; Aphididae
Exons: 1
Coding region: 1-879 (292 amino acids)
Source: RefSeq, a predicted model, not a curated record
AUGGUUCACAAUUUUACACAACCAAGUCAACAUAAUAUACCAAGAAAGCGUCGCCGUUUUUUGACACAUGAUAGUGAUACUGAUCGUAAAUGUAGCCCUGACAGAACAGAGUUAAUCCAUAAAGCGUUGGCCAAACUUAUUUGUAUGAACCAAUUACCACUAUCUUUUUGUUCAAGCUCUGGAUUCCUUCAAUUUAUGGCCGUCGUAGAACCGAACUAUAGAGCAAUCAAAGAGGAAGCAUUAAAAAAAAGACUACACUUUUUUAAGUCAACCGUCGAAGAAAAAAUACGAAAUGAUUUAAAAGCUGUUAAAAGUGUUGUAUGCACAUCAGAUUGUUGGUCCUCAUUGGCCCAACAUUCUUAUAUAACUAUAACUGCACAUGCUUUAAAUAAUGAUUGGUCUCCGAUGUCAUUUACUUUAACAACCCAAGAAAUGGAAGAACGUCAUACAGCUUUAAACAUAGCAGACAAAUUAGAAAAUGUAUUCUCCAGCUGGGAAAUUAAAGAUAAAGUUACGACUGUUAUAACAGAUAAUGCAAAAAAUGUAGUAAAUGCCGUUCAAUUACUUUCUAAUACCACUAAUACUAAUAUUUCAGAUGUGACGUGUGCAGAUCAUAGUUUACAACUAUCUAUAAAUAAAGCAUUACAAGAAGAUUUAAUUUCCGAAAUAAUUAAUCAAAGCAGCAGGCUAGUAGGACAUUUUAAACAUUCGAAUUUGGCAAAACAAUCUUUAUUAAAUAAACAAAAACAAUUAGGUAUGCCUGAACAGUCUUUAUUGCAAAGUUGUAUUAGAACACUAAGAUACGUGAUUACAUGUAUACGUGAAUACGUGAAUAUUCGUGUACACGUGAAUAAUUACACGUGUACACGGAUUUUUUAA